AUGAGUCAAGAACAGCCACGACGACCAGGGGACGCCGUCAAGUACGGCGACGUGUUCGACGUCUCCGGCCAACUAGCUUCGCAGCCCAUAGCACCACAAGACGCCGCCGCCCUCCAAGCCGCCGAGAACAUCGUACUCGGCCAGACCCCCCACGGUGGUCCGGCGUCCCUCAUGCAAUCCGCCGCCGAUCUGAACGAGCAGCGCGGCGUUGUCGGCCACCAGGACAUGACCGCCGCCGUCAUGGAUAAGGGCGCCACCGUAGCCGAAGCAGAUGUCGGCGGCUACCGCAUCAUAACCGAAGCAGUCGGCGGACAAGUGGUGGGACGAUAUGGUAUGCCGACGACGGAAGUGAAAACGGGUCAACCUUCAUCGACCUUGGACGCAGACGCGAUUACCAUCGGAGAAGCGCUGGAAGCAACGGCAAUCUCCGCCGGAGACAAACCAGUUGACCAAAGUGAUGCGGCGGCGAUACAGGCGGCGGAAGUACGGGCCACCGGGCUGGGACACGUGGUGCCUGGAGGGUUAGGAGCUCAAGCACAGUCUGCAGCUGCGUAUAAUGCUCAGACCACUAGGGAUGAGGACAAGGCCAAGCUUGGAGACAUUUUGACCGAUGCAACCUUAAAAAUGGCGGGGGACAAGGCUGUGACGAGGGAAGAUGCGGAGGGAGUAAUAUAUGCCGAGAUUAGGAAUAAGCAGGAGGACAUGGCCACCCAUCCUGGUGGUGUCGCCGCCUCUGUGGCCGCGGCGGCAAGGCUUAAUCAAGAAAAGUGAAUCACUGUCCUAUCUAGUUCUAUGUUUGUACGUACAUGACUCUAGUUGGAAGUAUCUUUUGUUUUGUAUGUAGUAUGUACAUAUAUAUGUAGUGUAGGGGGUUUUGUGACAGUUGGAAGUUUUGUUGAGAAUGUGGGUCGGUCUACGCUUUUUGUGUGUAAAUGUAGGAUGACUAUUCUCAAGGUAUAUAUUGCAGUACUGUUUGCAUUCUCUUGUGAGA
Erythranthe guttata (spotted monkey flower) is the source of this 991-nucleotide messenger RNA. RefSeq names its product late embryogenesis abundant protein D-34. The record is from RefSeq and is a predicted model, not a curated record. NCBI's taxonomy places the organism in Eukaryota, Viridiplantae, Streptophyta, Magnoliopsida, Lamiales, Phrymaceae.